Cucumis sativus (cucumber) is the source of this 762-nucleotide messenger RNA. RefSeq lists its product as uncharacterized. Bases 1 to 762 code for a protein of 253 amino acids. The transcript has 3 exons. The record is from RefSeq and is a predicted model, not a curated record. Lineage: Eukaryota; Viridiplantae; Streptophyta; Magnoliopsida; Cucurbitales; Cucurbitaceae.
AUGGAGGUGCUUUCUCGCAUGUUGAAUAGCCCACCUCAGAAUUUUCAAUUCCACCAGUUUUGUGAGAAGGUCAGAUUAACUCAUCUUACUUUUGUAGAUGACCUGAUGAUCUUUUGUACUGCUGAUAAUCAUUCUAUUAGUUUCAUAAAAGAGACUAUUAAGAGGUUUGGUGAGCUUUCAGGACUGUUUGCUAAUCUUGCUAAAAGCUCAAAUUUUCUUGUGGGGGUUAAUAGUUCGAAAGCUUCUUGGCUUGCUCCUAACAUGGAUUUUUCCAUUGGUCAUCUCCCUGUUCGUUAUCUUGGGCUUCCUCUCCUCUCUGGAAGAUUGCGGAGCUCUGAUUGUGAUCCCCUUAUUCAGCGUAUUACCAGUCAUAUUCGGUCUUGGUCUGCUAGAGUGUUAUCUUUUGCAGGUAAGGAGGAGGGAAGAGGUGGUGCUAAAGUUGCCUGGGAUGAGGUUUGUCUUCCUUUUGAUGAAGGAGGUCUUGAUAUUCGCGAUGGAUCUUCUUGGAAUAUAGCAAGCACGUUGAAGAUAUUAUGGUUGCUACUUGUUAAAUCUGGUAGUUUGUGGGUUGCUUGGGUGGAAUCUUAUAUCUUAAAGGGAGAUCGCUGUGGAGAUCAAUGCUGGGGUGGGUCGAUCUUGGAGCGAAAUCAUCGUCUUCAUGGAGGUGCUGUUCGAGAGCUUAUGGUUGUAUUCCAGCUCAUUCGGUCGUGUAUUAAAGCGCGUGCUGCUUCUUGGUCGGAUGGUGUUCAUGGUCUUAUUUAA